AUGAAACACUCGUCCUUUUCAAUGGUGCGAGUGUUCGCAUUAUCGGUAUUUAUUCUUUUGGCUAUGACGCAUCUGAGUGAAGGAUUGGAUAAGCGAUCGGUUCAUUCACCGCACAUUCGCAGAAAGCAAGAUCACAAGCAUGACAAAAAUGACAAACACCAUCACAAGCCGGAUAAACACAAGGAUGAUCACGGUAAAGACCACAAGCAUGAUGGUAAGAAGGAUAAAGAUCAUCACAAAGGAAAGCCGAAAGACGACCAUCCUAAAGGCAAACCGAAAGAUGACCAUCAUAAGGACAAAAAUGAUAAAGACUCAGGAAACAAUUCCAAAGGACAAAAAUCUAAAGGUGGCAACCAAGGUGAUGACAAUGACAACAAGAAAUCAGGUUUGAAUUUGGAUUUGACAACAAAGGGAGGAAAAAAAGGAGGGCUCGGAAUUGGAAUUGGGGUUGGUGGAUUGUUGACAGAUGUAUUUCACGGCGCUCAAUGUCCUAAACCAAACGCGAAUAAACAGAGCCCAAAUGGUAAGAUUGGAUUUUUGAAUUGCGGCUUGAAUACACCAGGAGGAUGGGAUCCUCCUCCUGUUCAAUUGAAACAAGUCAAGGUAAUGCCCGGUCCACAAGCGAUCAAGCAACCAGCAUUCAAAGCGUGUGCAAAGUACUACAAGCAUUUCAAAGCAGCCAGUGAUAAGUAUGGUAUUCCCGAAAUCGUGCUCAUGUCAUUUGCAAUGCAAGAGAGCUCUUGCAAGCCUUAUACGCAUGGUGCCAAUGGUGAAAUUGGAAUGAUGCAAGUAACACCUCAGAACUGUAAGGAUUUGGGUGUUCAACCUCAAGAUUCUUGGGAUCCACACACGAACGUCGACUUAGGCGCUAGGAUGUUUAUGAAGAACUUAAACCAAAGCGGAGGCAAUGUCUUGCUGGCUGUUGGCAGUUACAAUGGCUGGGAGAAAGGCAUGACCAAGCAGUCAGCAGAAAAUACUCAAUAUGGCUGUAUGGCCCAGAAGAACUUAGAUUAUUUAAAUCAAUUCAUGAACGGCUGGAUUCAAGGCAAAGAUGGUCAUAGCAAAGAGUUCCUGGUUUACAACAAUCUGGCGAAGUGUCAUGGUCACAAUUGAUACCUGCGUCCGGUACUUUUUCGAUAUAUAUUCACUCUUUUCAUUCUUUCAUUCCUUUGAGCAUCUUUUUCAUUUACUUGCAGUGAUUUUGAGUAAUGCAUAUAUUCUCUUACAUACCUUGAUGGUGAUGAUCGUCGAUACCACAAGUUUUUUCUUGUAUGCACCAUCGGACUGCAUAUAUGCAUGCUCUCUUCACGCGUAUGAUGCUUCGUGCACCGUACACGCUCUUUUUAGGAAUUUU
Meira miltonrushii is the source of this 1354-nucleotide messenger RNA. Its product is annotated as lysozyme-like protein. The record is from RefSeq and is a predicted model, not a curated record. Lineage: Eukaryota; Fungi; Basidiomycota; Exobasidiomycetes; Exobasidiales; Brachybasidiaceae. The transcript has a single exon. Bases 1 to 1113 code for a protein of 370 amino acids.